AUGGCAAUUAUCGAAGUGUUGAACGAAUUUCAAAAGUUAGGCGAUUCUGACUUCAAAAAGAGAGCCAUUUAUGAGACACAUAUCUUUCAGAUCAUUCAGAAUUGUAUUUUAUGGGUAAUCUGUUCGCUCGGCAUCUAUUCGGCCACAAGUGAACGGUUCCGACGGAUACUGGAGUUUGGAAUUUGUAUUACCGCUUAUCUGACCGUUGAUAUCAUACUAUUGUUUCUGAAUUUUUCGAUCUCCGAUCUCGUGGUCGUUAUGAUCAUUGCAGCUCUGGUUACCAUAAAUUGGUUGUAUUUGCAUCAGAUAUUCAUCAGAAGUGCUGCACCUAUAGAGUCACGCGAUGAGAGAAUUUUUGUUGAUAUUGAUGCAAAUGAAUAAAUUCAGUUCAAACUUCAUUAUCGAUUGUUAUACA
Molecule: messenger RNA, 415 nt
Organism: Oppia nitens
Lineage: Eukaryota; Metazoa; Arthropoda; Arachnida; Sarcoptiformes; Oppiidae
Exons: 2
Coding region: 1-381 (126 amino acids)
Source: RefSeq, a predicted model, not a curated record